Molecule: messenger RNA, 1154 nt
Organism: Wyeomyia smithii (pitcher-plant mosquito)
Lineage: Eukaryota; Metazoa; Arthropoda; Insecta; Diptera; Culicidae
Exons: 3
Coding region: 194-574 (126 amino acids)
Biological process (GO): septate junction assembly
Source: RefSeq, a predicted model, not a curated record
GUAAUCCAUCAAGCAAAUUCAGUUUCGCGCCAUCCAUCGGAUCGUUCAGUCGUGUGUGCUCUCUAUUUUUUCGCUCAGUCACAGUCUGGUGAUCAUCGUUUCUCAGACCUCUGCUGACCAUCUGUUUGGUCAUCGUGCAUAGCUUAGUCAGUUCAUUCAGUGCCCAAGUAGACGGAAGUAAAAUACGUGCAAAAUGGCUGUUAGCCGACUGUCGAUCGUGAAAUUUUUGGAACUGGCCCUCACCAUCAGUUGCGUGGUGCUACACUACAAAAGUUUGGGCGAAACCGAUGACCUCACGAAACUGCUGGUGGCCGGUACCUUCGUUGGGUAUUCCAUCAUAUUGAUUGGUCUAUUUGCUGGCUAUCUGCUGGGCAAUCCGAUCGACAAGAAGAUCGACCUGCUUUUCAGCCUGCUCGGUUGCGCCAUGUUCAUUGCUUCCGGUGUGCUGAUCCUUCAAGAAUGGGAGAACAGUUUUAAAACCGACCGCCGAAGACUAGCUAUUAGCAAGGGCUCGUUAGCCAUCAUCAACGGGGUGCUGUUCUUCUUUGAUGCAGUGUUCACUUUCAGAGAUUAAAUCGCUGCUGCGGCGAACAGCGACUUCCCAACAUGCCAAAAAACUUUUUAACUCACCCACAAACUCACUUAUUUGUAUACAAACAAAGGCGAACUUAUUUGGGAAAUUGAAGAAAAAAAAACGCCGAAGCGUAAAAUUGGAAAUCUCAUAUGAUUUAUAUAUCUAUUCUACUCGACAACGAUAAGAUGCUAGAUUGAUAAGAUAAAUAUUUAUGUUCGCACAGUUGAACAAAUAUGUUGUUAUCCAUCUAAAAAGUUAAGGCUUUUUAAAAAUCGAAGCUGUAAGCGGAUUAAGUGUGAAAUCUAUGUCAUAGCUUUUAAAAUACGCACUAAUACAAAACAAACACAGUAAAGCAGUAACGGGUUGUGCUUCAUCCAGUGAAACACAGGUGGCAGCAGUCGGUGUAUUUUAUUUGCCGUAAGCUUUUUUCCGUCGUUUUCGUACUCACAACCCGCCAAUACAAAGAACAUACAUGUGAAAAAAAAACUUUGUCAUUCAAUACGAUUCAAGUACAAUUGAAUUUUAUUUUUUGAGAGAAAUUUUAUGAACAAAACUAUAUACAAAUUCUAUUUAAGUCAAA